Molecule: messenger RNA, 2638 nt
Organism: Stegostoma tigrinum
Lineage: Eukaryota; Metazoa; Chordata; Chondrichthyes; Orectolobiformes; Stegostomatidae
Product: proteinase-activated receptor 3-like
Exons: 3
Coding region: 277-1482 (401 amino acids)
Biological process (GO): blood coagulation; phospholipase C-activating G protein-coupled receptor signaling pathway; thrombin-activated receptor signaling pathway
Cellular component (GO): membrane
Molecular function (GO): thrombin-activated receptor activity
Source: RefSeq, a predicted model, not a curated record
AGCAUGCUUAUGCUGUGAAGACAGACUGAGCAGACAUGGACAAAACUGGCUUCAUUCUCACAGGCUCAGCUCUCCUACUGUUGAUGACAAACCUCGCUCACUCACAGGAAGAAGUCUGGAUCCAAGAGAUAAAGAAUAUCAGCCUGCCAAUGUUUACACAGCUUGAAGACAUUGUUCAGUACUCAGCUUCCUCCAGUAGGGACCAGACCAGAAAGCUAGGCACUGUCAGCACAGACUGCUGCGUUAGCUCAAAACCUGAAACUAAAGCUCACUGAGAUGAAGUGUACCUUGUUGCUGCUGGCUCAGCUGCUAAUCCUGCCUGGUGUAUCGGCUUAUAGUUCUCUUGAUUAUGACGAUUAUGAUGAUUACUCCAAUCAUGAUUCACCAGUUCACCCAUCAAAGGGCUCCAUCCCAAACGUUGCUGAUAUCAUGAGAACAUUUCUUGCUGAGCAGCGCACUGUGAACGGUUCCAAUCACACAGUGUGGGUUGUGGGCAAGAGAGCGAGACAGUUCCUGACCGGACCCCUCACCACUGCUACCAUCCCAGCUCUCUAUAUCCUGGUGUUUGUCAUUGGCCUGCCAACCAAUGGCCUGGGGCUCUGGGUCAUGGCAAACAGGGUCCGCAAAUUACCAUCCACCAUCUUCCUGAUGAACCUGGCUGUAGCUGACCUGCUCCUGAGCCUCGUGCUGCCGUUCAAAAUUCACUACCACAUUCUGGGCAACAACUGGCUCUUUGGUGAAGCUCUGUGUCGCACAGUCACUGCCUUUUUCUACGGGAACAUGUAUUGCUCUGUCCUGCUGCUCACCUUCAUCAGCAUCGACAGGUACUUCGCUCUGGUCCAUCCCUUUCUCUCCAAGCGUUUCCGGGACAAUAGCUUCGCUGUCGGGAGCUGUUGUGUGAUUUGGCUCCUUGCUGUUCUCCUGGUGUUACCGUUCCUGUUUCUGCAGCAAUUGUACACCAUUCACAACCUCAACAUCACCACAUGCCACGAUGUCUUGCCCCUGGAAAGUCAGGCGGGUUAUUUCUUCUAUUAUUUCGUGUGCCUGGUUGCGUUGGGUUUCCUUGUUCCUGGCUGUGUGACGGUUUUUUGCUAUGGCUCUGUAAUCCGGACCCUGAUUCAGACCGAGAAGCGUUAUGUCCGUGCUACAGUGCUCACAGUAUUGAUCCUGCUGGUUUUUGUGGUGUGCUUUGCUCCCAGUAAUUUCAUUUUGCUCGUUCACCAGUCCGAGUACCGGCUGUAUGAAGACAGCGAACUGUAUAUUUAUUACAUGUUGGGCCUGGGCCUCAGCAGCUGCAGUAGCUGUAUUGAUCCCUUCAUUUAUUACUAUGUCUCCGAUGAAUUUAGAGCUAAAGUGAAACGCGCGGUUUACUGCCAGAAAGACAAAGGCAGUGCGCUUUCGGGUAAAUCGUCCCAGGAACUUCUCUCUGCAACCACCUACACACCGUCCACCCGGGCUGCGAGCCUCACCAGGGCCACCUGAGACCCCGGUACAGCCCCAAAACCAAAACAAACCAAACUCUGCUCAACAUAUCCCCGCUGUCCCCCACCCCCCACCCCGAGAUCGCCAGAUUGAAAAGGAUCCCAAAUGCUUCGAUCCAAACAGAUUCUGCUUCCCCCACUGUCAUCACUUUGGAAUUUACAAAGUGGAAAUCUUCUGUUGUUCAGAGGAAGUAAGGGUCAGGGCGGGGGAUGGGGCAGGUGAAGGGCAUCAGGUUAAACUCCCAGGCCAUGUACCAGCCCAGCAGAGUUGCUGUUCGCUUUCUGUCGAUGGGAUGGGGCUGCUCCUGGUUGUUCAGCACUGUUCUAAACUCCCCUUUCAGUCUGACCCAUACAUCAACCUGCCUUAGGGAUACCUUGCCUGGAGCAGUUGGCGCAUGAACUAAUCUAGAGGUACGGACACUACAGCUGUGCCAUAUGGACCUUCAGAGAUAAGUUUCUGCCACAAUUUGAAUUGGGAUCAGGGGUUCAGAGUCCAGAGGACUCCCCAUUACCCCAAUGAACCCCGCAGGCCUUAUCCCUAAUUGCCCCAAGGGAAGGUGCCAUUAAAUUGUAACAGUUUAUGCCCAGGUCUGAACAACCCUCCGAGUAUAAAGACCCCUCCCUGUCCUCCUGUUCAACCUCAGGCAAUUUAUAAGAACGGAAAGAACAACAGAUGCUGUAAAUCUGGAACAAAAACAAAGUUGCUGGAAAAGCUCAGCAUCUGUGAAGGAGAAAUCAGAGUUAAUGUUUUGGGGCAAAUAGGGGAGGAGGGGUCACUGGACCCGAGAUGUUAAUUCUGAUUUUCUCUUCACAGAUUCUGACAGACUUGCUGAGCUUUUCCAGCAACUUCUGUUCCUGUUUCAGGCAAUUAAUAUCUUGUCUCUUUUUUUGGGGGGGGGGGGGGGGUUGCGCAAAGCACAGUUUUAUCAGCAGGGCAGACCCCCACCUAAAAAUACCCAACUCCCAAACCCGUGGACACGCAUCCAAUAAAACUGGGGGUGGUUGUAAAAUGUGGGACCGACUGCAACUUGCUUUUCGUUUAUUAGGCAGGGACUGAAAUGUUUGAGCAAUUCUCUCAGUGACUAUUGUUAUUCUCUAUAAUAGAAUUGUAUCUCACAGUAUCACAUUGUAACUUGUAUAAAUUCUGCUUCACACUG